ACAAGACACAAGAUGAAACAACAAAAGACAAUAACGCCUCAGGCGUUGAGAAAAGGCGAUACUAUUGCUUUCAUCUCUCCAUCCUCCAGACUUAAUACUUUAUUCGGCACCCGCAUCACCCGAGCCAAACAGUUCCUCCAACACCACGGCUUUCACGUCAAAAUUAUCUAUACCGAAAAUCUCCCAAGCAAUCAUUUGCAAGCUAUCCAACAACGCUGCUGCGAGAUACAAUCUGCAUUCUCCGAUGUACGGGUCAAAGCAAUCGUUUGUACAAUAGGAGGAUUAUCUGCGAAUGAACUUCUGCCUCAUUUGGAUUAUGCUUUGAUCAGGGAAAAUCCAAAGAUUUUUGUCGGGUAUUCGGAUGUUACGUUGCUGCAUCAUGCGUUGGUUACGCAGUGUGGGUUGAGGACAUUCUAUGGUCCUGCGGUGAUUCCUGAGUUUGGAGAGGUGCCGGCGCCAUUGGAGUUUACUGCCAACCACUUCUUCAGGACUUUGAUGGAGCCGGGGCAGGGGCAGAGUGUUCCUAGGUCGGAGACGUAUACGAUGGAGUUCAAGAAUUGGCUUGCUGAGGAGAAGGAUCAGGAGGCUAGAGAGCUGAUACAGGCGCCUGGUUGGAAGUGGUUGAAGGGGGGAACAGCGGAGGGCAGGUUGAUGGGUGGAUGUUUGCCUUCUGUUGUUCAGUUGUGUGGGACUAAGUACUUGCCGGAUUAUUCUGGACGGGUCUUGCUUCUUGAAUUGCCUGAGGGUGAAAACCCUGGUCUGCCAUUCUCACUGGAUGCUGCGAGAAGUGCGAUGGCCGAUCUGCGUAAUGCUGGUGUACUGGAGGUGGUGGCUGGUAUUGUGCUGGGAAGACCGUAUAUGUAUGAUGAAGAGAUGAGGGAAAGGUUUGAGAAGAUGGUGGUUGAUCAGUGUUAUGGGUUGGAGAUUCCCAUAUUGGCGCAUGUUGAUACUGGACAUGCGGAUCCGAUGCUUACAUUGCCAUUGGAUGUAAUGGUGAGACUCGAUUCUGGUGAGAAAGAAGGGGAACAAUUCGUGAUAUUAGAAGAAGUUGUUGUGACAUGAAUAGCUGUUUGGAGCUCAGUCUGAGUAGCGCCUGUUCAACAAGGAUAGCAGACUGCCAUGCAUAUAGAGGCAUCAUCAUACUUGAAACUUCAUCUUCGGCUUGCCUAUU
This is a messenger RNA of Aureobasidium pullulans EXF-150, 1171 nucleotides long. RefSeq names its product peptidase S66, LD-carboxypeptidase A. The coding region runs from base 13 to 1062 and encodes 349 amino acids. NCBI's taxonomy places the organism in Eukaryota, Fungi, Ascomycota, Dothideomycetes, Dothideales, Saccotheciaceae. The record is from RefSeq and is a predicted model, not a curated record. The transcript has a single exon.